Molecule: messenger RNA, 1280 nt
Organism: Hipposideros armiger (great roundleaf bat)
Lineage: Eukaryota; Metazoa; Chordata; Mammalia; Chiroptera; Hipposideridae
Gene: GRHPR
Product: glyoxylate and hydroxypyruvate reductase
Exons: 9
Coding region: 77-1063 (328 amino acids)
Cellular component (GO): cytosol
Molecular function (GO): glyoxylate reductase (NADPH) activity; NAD binding; hydroxypyruvate reductase (NADH) activity
Source: RefSeq, a predicted model, not a curated record
CUCCGGCCCCGCCUCCACGUCGCGUCCCGCUUCCGGCCAGCGGGGUCCCGUUCAGUGUCCAGCGGCAGCAGGUUGAAUGAGGCCAGUGCGACUCAUGAAGGUGUUCGUCACUCGCAGGAUCCCCCCCGAGGGCAGGGCCGCGCUCGCUCAGGCCGCAGACUGUGAAGUGGAGCAGUGGGAUUCAGACGAGCCCAUCCCCAACAAGGAGCUGGAACGAGGGGUGGCCGGAGCACAUGGCCUGCUUUGCCUCCUCUCUGAGCGUGUGGACAGGAAGCUCCUGGAUACCGCAGGAGCCAAUCUCAAAGUCAUCAGCACAAUGUCUGUGGGUGUCGACCACUUGGCUUUGGAUGAAAUCAAGAAGCGGGGGAUCCGUGUAGGCUACACCCCAGAUGUCCUGACAGAUGCCACUGCAGAACUUGCCGUCUCCCUGCUGCUCACCACCUGUCGCCGGCUGCCAGAGGCCAUUGAGGAAGUGAAGAAUGGUGGCUGGACCUCAUGGAAGCCCCUGUGGAUGUGUGGCUACGGCCUCACAGGCAGCACCGUCGGCAUCAUCGGGCUCGGGCGCAUAGGCCAGGCCAUUGCUCGGCGUCUGAAACCGUUUGGGGUUCAGAGAUUUCUGUACACAGGGCGCCAGCCCAGGCCUCAGGAAGCAGCAGAAUUCCAGGCAGAGUUUGUGUCCACCCCGCAGCUGGCUGCCGAGUCUGAUUUCGUCGUUGUCACCUGCUCCUUAACACCUGCAACCAAGGGGCUCUGCAACAAGGACUUCUUCCAGCAGAUGAAGAAAACGGCCGUGUUUGUCAACAUCAGCAGGGGAGACGUGGUAAACCAGGACGACCUGUACCAGGCCUUGGCCAGCGGUCAGAUUGCAGCUGCUGGACUGGAUGUGACAACCCCAGAACCACUGCCUACAAACCAUCCUCUCUUGACCCUGAAGAACUGUGUAAUCCUGCCCCACAUUGGCAGUGCCACCCACGGAACCCGAAACAUCAUGUCCUUGUUGGCAGCUAACAACUUGCUGGCUGGCCUGAGAGGGGAGCCAAUGCCCAGUGAACUCAAGCUGUAGCCAGAUAGGAGACACUGAGGGCUAGGAGGCAAACGGUGUCCCAGAUGCUGUCGGCUGUGCCAGGCUGGAUUUGGACCCACAGGGCGGGAGCCAAGAAGUCUGAUCUGUACUGAUUCUGCACAGGGAAGACUGGUGCUGAUAGCUGUGCUUGCCACUCUUGUGGUUGGAAACAUUUGAGCCAAAAGCGUGUAAUUCUAUUAAAUAAUUCUCUGAGAAA